Dovyalis caffra is the source of this 1581-nucleotide messenger RNA. NCBI's taxonomy places the organism in Eukaryota, Viridiplantae, Streptophyta, Magnoliopsida, Malpighiales, Salicaceae. The record is from the annotation of a GenBank genome assembly.
AUGCCGCCUCUUGUUGAUUUUAAAGACAUUCAAGAUAAGCUCUCUACUCAGUUUAGACCUUUGCAACGCUCAUUUCAGUUCUGGGUUCGUGCUGCUGAUAUCUACACUGGCUAUAAGUUGUUUCAACUGAGAGUGAGUUUGGUGAAGGAUGUGGAAAAGCAGGAGGCAAUGUGGGAGAAACAGCAUGAGUUUGCUGCUGGCAAGAUUCAUGCUAUGUGUUCUGAUCUCGGUGGGUUCUUUCUGAAGGUUGCCCAAAUCAUUGGGAAGCCUGACCUUGCUCCAGCAGCAUGGGUGAGAAGGCUUGUUACUUUGUGCGAUAGAGCUCCGGCAACUCCAUUUGAUACUGUUAAGCUUGUGCUGGAGAAAGAGUUAGGUCGAAGCAUUGAGGACGUUUUUGAAAGAUUUGAUGUGGAACCUCUUGGUUCUGCUUCAAUUGCACAGGUUCACCGGGCAAGAUUGAAAGGUGAUAAGAGCGAUGUUGCUGUCAAGGUCCAACAUCUUGGAGUUCAAGGUCUGAUGAUGACAGACAUCCAUAACCUUCAAGCAUUUGCUUUAUACAUGCAAAAAACUGAUAUCAAAUUUGAUCUGUACUCUGUGACAAAAGAAAUGGAGAAACAGUUGAAAGUUUUGGAUUGCAAGAUUGGAUAUGAAUUUGAUUUCAAGAGGGAGGCUAAUGCUAUGGAAAGAAUCCGGCAAUUUCUGUAUGAGAAUAAUAAAGCAAGUCCGGUUUUAGUGCCGCGAGUGCUGAAGGAUAUGGUCAGCAGGAGGGCCUUAGUGAUGGAGUACAUUGAUGGGAUUCCAAUUUUGAAUCUUGGUGACGAAAUAGCCAAAAGUGGAAUUAAUCCUGGUGGUAAGAUUGCAGCAGCAGCAAAGCAGAACAUUCUUAAGAGUUUGACACUAGCAUAUGGACAAAUGAUACUGAAGAGUGGUUUCUUCCACGCCGAUCCCCAUCCAGGAAAUAUAUUGAUUUGUAAAGGUUCCAAGGCAACUCUCUUUCCGGCAGUUGCCUUGCUAGACUACGGGCAGGUGAAGGAUCUCCCGGAUAAGUUGAGGCUUGGAUAUGCAAAUUUGGUACUUGCUAUUGCUGACAGUGAUCCAAUUAGAGCAGCAGAAAGCUACAGGGAGCUCGGCAUAGAUACCUUAAGUAAAUGCGAGAAUGGGCUGCAGGAAUUGUUUAGGUUGGCAGAAACAAUGUUUGACACAAAACUACCACCUGGAGUGGCAAUGUUGCAACCUUUCUCAGAGGAUUCUUCCAUAAAAAAAGUCUCCGUUGAGGCUUUCCCAGAGGAAUUAUUUUCUGUUCUUCGCACAGUGCAUCUUUUGAGAGGUCUUAGUGUGGGUCUUGGUAUCAACUACUCAUGUGCAGAACAAUGGAGACCCAUUGCAGAAGAAGCAUUAUAUCUUGCUGGCAGAUUAAAAGUCAAUGGGUUUGGUCUUGAACAAAAUCUUUCCCACGAGAGCCCAGCCCAGCCCAGCCCAAAUGUAUAUUCAAUGCGGAAGAGAGUGUCAGGUACAGUUCCCGCCUUAUUGAAUGAAUUAAGGCGCCAAAUGUCAAAGAAGAAAGGGUCCACUCCACCCUAG